Messenger RNA from Hansenula anomala, 1865 nucleotides. RefSeq lists its product as uncharacterized. The transcript has a single exon. Lineage: Eukaryota; Fungi; Ascomycota; Saccharomycetes; Phaffomycetales; Wickerhamomycetaceae. The record is from RefSeq and is a predicted model, not a curated record. Bases 396 to 1865 code for a protein of 489 amino acids.
AUUUGGUCCAAUGGGAUCCGCUCAUCAUAGGUCCUGAUGUAAUUUUCUCUUGUAUAGUCUGUUUCAAUCAACCUGUUUGCUGUGAAGUCCGUAACGCCCAGUCUUGAAGGUGUUCCAAUUUUGGCGGAUACAACCAUACACACCAACUCCCCAAAAUAAUAGCCAUUUGGCUCUGAAAGACUGGCGAUAUUCUUCAACAACCCAUAAUCAACCAUACUUUGUAGGUUUGAUCUAGCUCGGUUCGUGUUGUUGUGUUUACUUGACGCGUCUUCUCUCUUUAAAAAAUUGUGUUGAUGUAGUGUGUCUACCGUGGUUUUUUCUCUUGAAAUAAACAAUAACACAUCAACAAGAUUCACGGAACAAUAACCUUUCACAGCUGCAAACUAAGUCUCAAAAUGAAGGUCCAUGACAUCAAGGAUAUCCAGGACCUUCGGUCUGUGAGAUUGACCCGUCUUAAGGAACAAGCUGAUAAAGUUAUUGUCAAAUUGACAAUGAUUAUUGUGACUGCCCAAUUUGGCGAUAAACCUGUUUUAGAGCUGACAGAUUUCACAUCACUAUACAAGAAAGGAUACCAUUCGUUCCCUGUGAAAUCAGGAUCAGACGCUGCACAGCAUUUCAAGGAGUUGAAAAAAGUCUAUAAGAUAGAAGAAGACCCCUCGAAGAAGAAAGUAAGAGGUGAUACAAAGACACACUUUCUUGAUAAUGGUUAUUUCGUGUUGGUUCAUGUAACCGCUGAGGCUUAUAACGGUACCACUGCAGCUGACUUCAUUAUGACCGGCUUCAAGAUUUUGAAUGAAGGACCUUCAAUGAUCAAAGGGUUAAGUCUCAUACAACAAGUUAAAGUUACCUCAUUGAUCAAGGCCAUUGAAAGCCGGUAUUCACUCAAUAAUUCCAAAAAUAAAGAAGAACUGAAGAAGAUAAUUGAAAUAAUAAAACCAUCAUCAUCAACAGCAUCUUUUGAAACGCCAAACAAAAGACAAAAGAUAGACAAAACUUCUCAAGAGAGUAAUAGCAGUAAUGGAACAGCUCAAGAACUAACACCACCAGAGAAUAUUGAUCCUUCGCCAUUUCCUUCAAACCCACUAUUCAUACCACCACCAAACUCUAUGGGGAGCCAGCUUCCACUAACCCAAAUCUCUGAUGAUUUUUCUUAUAGUCAAGAUGACAUUGAAAAAAGUGAAGCUUCAUUAUGUGUUACUGAUAAUGAACAGAGUGAAAGUCAGGUUCAAGUGGAACAGACACAAAUAGAUAUUGUCGAAGUUGAGGUUAAACAUGAAAUGGUUGAAGAGAAUGGAACAGAUGAAUCUGUGGUCCAUGAAGAGGUUCCCGAAACGGAGGCUCCUCAAGAAGAAACUGAAACAGAGAAACAAGCAGAGGUAGAUGAAGAUGAAGAUGAGGAGGAGGAUGAUGAGGAUGAUCCAUUAACUGCCAUUGCAUCUGCUUUUAAAGAAGGUAAUUAUCUAACUGAAGGGGGUGCGGUUGUUUUUCAUGGCUAUAUACUCGGUUCAGAACCUUUAAAUUUUCAAAUCAUUGGUAAACCAUUCAAUAGCACAACUAUCAACACAACUGGGUUCAGACUUUUGUUAACAAAUUUCCCUCCAAAUAUGCUGAGAAAUAUGAAAAUUAAUGAAAACUGUAUUGCUGUUGAAUUUUCAUCAAGAGAUCAAAUACUGUCUUUCUUUGGUUAUGAUAAUAUUGAAGACGCUUAUAAAGAUCAAGACAAGAUUCAAAAAAAAUUAGAGGCUUUAUUGAAUAGAAGAGACAAGAUGAGUUUCACUAUCGAAAGAAAGUUUUAUGGGAUGAGUAAAGGAAAGAAACUAGUGUUUGAGCUGACUGAUACGAUUGAUUACUUAUUAGAUCAGUAA